UCCAAAUCAAAGAAAACGACUAUGAAGUUAUCUUCAUCAUCUCCUCCCAUUUCCAAUAAAACAACUUCACUCUCACAUUAUCUUUCCAUAUUGUUACUCAUUUUCUUCUUUGCUAUCUUUUUUUACGUUCAAGAUAUCGCGUCUCUUUUCAGACGCGAUAUCAUCCCGAACACCAACCCAUUGCCAUUAACCACCGAGAACGGUAAUUACAAGGAGUUGCAACAUACAGAAAAUGUGUGUGACAUAUUUAGUGGAAAAUGGGUAUGGGAUCCAAUGAACCGGCCGUUGUAUCAAGAACCGGAAUGUCCAUAUAUUCAACCGCAGCUGACGUGUCAGGAACAUGACCGGCCGGACCGGGAUUAUCAGUUUUGGAGAUGGCAGCCACAUGGUUGUUCUUUACCUAGAUUCAAUGCAUCACUGAUGCUGGAAACAUUAAGAAAUAAAAGGAUGAUGUACGUUGGAGAUUCCUUAAAUCGGGGUCAAUAUGUAUCGAUGGUGUGCCUUCUCCAUUCCCUCAUUCCCGAUCAUGCUAAAUCCAUGGAAACUUUUGGGUCUCUCACCGUCUUUACUGCCAAGGAUUACAAUGCAACCAUAGAAUUCUACUGGGCGCCGUUUUUACUUGAAUCAAACUCAGAUGAUGCUGUCGUACAUCGUAUUUCAGAUAGGGUUGUACGAAAAGGUUCCAUUAACAAGCAUGGAAAACACUGGCAAGGGGUUGAUAUUAUUGUUUUCAAUACUUACCUAUGGUGGAUGACAGGCGUUGACUUCAAGAUCCUGCAUGGAUCGUUUAACGACAAAGAGAAAAAAAUAGUACAAAUGUCGACAGAGGAUGCUUAUAGAAUGGCAAUGAACAGCAUGUUGAAAUGGACAAAGAAGAAUAUGGAUCCUAAGAAAACAAAGGUCUUCUUCACCAGCAUGUCUCCAUCUCAUCAAAAGGGCAUUGAAUGGGGAGGAAAACCAAAUGAGAAUUGCUACAACCAAACACGACCAAUUGAGGAUCCAAACUACUGGGGUUCAGACUCAAGUAAAAGCAUAAUGAAAGUAAUCGUAGACGUGUUCACGAAACAGAACUUUCCCAUAACAUUUCUAAAUAUCACACAACUCUCUCUAUACCGAAAAGAUGCCCAUACGUCAAUCUACAAGAAGCAAUGGAGCCCUUUGACACCUGAACAAAUAGCCAACCCAGUUAGCUAUGCAGAUUGUACACAUUGGUGUUUGCCUGGGCUUCAAGAUACAUGGAAUGAGCUCUUAUUUGCAAAGCUCUUUUCUCCUUGAUAAGCCAAAUUAGUAUAAAAUUCAUUCAUAUUCUUUGUUGCACAUAUUAUUGAUGUCUUAAUUUGAAGGUACUUUUGUGUAGUCGAAUUUAAAAAGUCCAAGAAAAAUAGCUGGACUCCAAACAAUAGCAUUUUUUAAGGGCCGUUUGGUUCAAAAUUUUUAAGGGGUUGUUUGGUUCAAAGAUUUUUUGACCCAUCAGCCGUAUAAGUUUGUUCAAUGAGGAUGCACUUUAAUUCAAAGUUAUGAAGUUAUGACCGAA
Messenger RNA from Erigeron canadensis, 1534 nucleotides. Its product is annotated as protein trichome birefringence-like 33. Gene Ontology annotation, cellular component: Golgi apparatus. Gene Ontology annotation, molecular function: O-acetyltransferase activity. The coding region runs from base 22 to 1275 and encodes 417 amino acids. NCBI's taxonomy places the organism in Eukaryota, Viridiplantae, Streptophyta, Magnoliopsida, Asterales, Asteraceae. The record is from RefSeq and is a predicted model, not a curated record. The transcript is spliced from 6 exons.